This is a messenger RNA of Colletotrichum orchidophilum, 2730 nucleotides long. Its product is annotated as PA domain-containing protein. Gene Ontology annotation, molecular function: carboxypeptidase activity. NCBI's taxonomy places the organism in Eukaryota, Fungi, Ascomycota, Sordariomycetes, Glomerellales, Glomerellaceae. The transcript is spliced from 2 exons. The record is from RefSeq and is a predicted model, not a curated record. The coding region runs from base 1 to 2730 and encodes 909 amino acids.
AUGCCAUCGGAUCGCGAUCACCGGUAUGAAUCCGUACCGCCCAUCCCGAGUUACGACGAGGCCCUCGCCACAAGCGGUCCGGCCGACCCCUCCGAAUGGCAACCCCCGCGCUCCCCGCUAGAUGACCGCUCUCAGGCCGAAACCGAGUCGCAGUCCCUGCUACACAGAAACGGCGUCGCGACUUCAUCACGGCGCCCGAACGGUUACAGGCCGCCCACAGUCGAAACAGAGGACGAAGAUAGCUCAUGGGGCAGUGAUGACGAUGGCGACGAGACGGCAUACGUGCGUCGAGAGAUGCAAGAGCUCGAGGUAGGGGAGCCGGACGAUAGAUCGCGCUCGUCAAUAUGGGGGAAACGGAUACCCUUCGCCCUCUCCUUAUCACGCUGGAAGUGGUCUUGGCGAUGGCGGAUGCCAAAUUUGCGUCCAACAAUUCGUUUGCCUUCGGGCUCGAGCGACAGUCCCAGCAAUUCAAACGAGGCGAAUGCGACAACGACGAGGCCGAGAUUCGCAUUUCCGCAAUGGGACAAGGACAAGGCGCGGACGGCCAUAAUUAUUUUUGCCCGGGUUUUUGCAGUUGUCUUCGUCAUGGGCAUCCUUUACGCACUUUUCAUGAGCGAUCUUUUCACCAGCAUGGCCAGGCGCAUGAACGGCGGGUUGCGCUUCAACCCCGAAGACGUACGCUUGUACGUGCAACAAAACGUCGAGGCCCGCCGACUGAAAGCGUCGGUAGCUCAUUACACCAAAUACGCCCAUAUGGCAGGAACCGAGGGCGACUAUGCUCUGGCUAUGGAUGUCGAGUCCAUGUUCACCAGAGCCGGGCUGGAUUACGUCAACGUUGACGAAUACUACGUGUACAUGAAUUAUCCAAAGGCCGGAGGACGUGCUGUCGAGAUUUUGGGCGAUGACGGGAAGCCGAAGUGGUCUGCGAAGCUCGAGGAGGAGGAAGUUGGCGGGGAAGCAGCCGGACAUCAGACUUUUGUGUUCCACGGCCUUUCCAAGUCUGGAGACGUCAAGGGACCCUUGAUAUACGCCAACUACGGUGCGAGAUCUGAUUUCAAGAAACUUGCGGAUCACGGGAUCGACACCAAGGGCGCCAUCGCCCUCGUUCGGUACUACGGUCUGCAGGCAAACCUGGCUCUCAAGGUCAAGGCUGCAGAGGAAGCCGGCUUUGCAGGUUGCAUCGUCUACAGCGACCCGGCGGACGAUGGCUUCAGAUUGGGUGAUGUCGCACCGAACGGCCGCUUCAUGCCCGCCGAUGGCGUCCAGAGAGGCUCCGUUGCGCUAUCGAACUGGGUCCUAGGUGACCCCCUGACGCCUGGCUGGGAGAGCAAGAAGAACUUGCCGCGCAUGAAGCCCGAUGAGAGCAAGGGUCUGACCAAGAUCCCCAGUCUGCCCCUUGCGUGGCGUGACGCACAGAUCUUACUGCAGCAUCUCAAAGGCCAUGGUGAGCAGGUGCCAAAGGAAUGGGCAGGAGGCGUUCCUGACAUCGCCGAGUGGUGGACCGGUAACCUUUCUUCGCCCAUCGUACGGCUUAAGAACGACAACGACGUUGUCGAGCAGAAGGGCAUCUGGAACGUUUAUGGCAAAAUCGAAGGCAUUGAGCAGGACCAGAAGUCCAUCAUCAUUGGAAAUCACCGGGAUGCUUGGUCCUUUGGUGCGACCGAGCCUCACUCGGGCACGGCGGUGCUGAUUGAGAUGGCACGCAUCUUUGGCGGGCUCGUCUCAAAAGGUUGGCGCCCUCUUCGGAGCAUCGAGUUCAUGUCGUGGGAUGCCACGGAGUACAACAUGAUUGGCUCCACCGAGUUUGUUGAACACAACGACGAAUUGCUAAGACAAAAUGCGUUUGCCUAUAUCAACCUCGACUCUGCCGUAGCAGGCAGCGAGUUCCACGCGGCCGGAUCACCCGUCUUCAAACAGGCUGUCCUCCGCGUUAUCGAACGCGUUUUUGACGCGAGUCUGAACGCGACAGUCCGCGAUCUCUGGAAUCAACGAGAGGGUGACCUAGAAGAGCUUGGGAUGGAUGGCGACUGGGUCCCCUUCCAGAACAUUGCUGGCACCAGUUCUCUUGAUCUCGGCUUCAGGGGUGCACGAUUUCCCGCUCAAUCCAGCUACGACAACUACGAAUGGGUCCAGCGCAUCGGAGAUCCGGACUUCGCGUACCACGUCAUGAUGGGCCAGAUUGUCGGCCUCUUGAUUCUCGAGCUCGCGGAUAAGCCGAUUCUACCGUUCGACAUGGUGGGCUACAGCGAGCGCAUCGAGCGCUACAUCAACGACCUAGCCAACUUUUGCGAGCACAGUGGGGCGAGUACGCAGGACAAGUUCUCGCUGGAGCCUCUCAAGAAGCUUGUCGCGGGGGUCAAGGUCAAUAUCAAGGGCUUCUCCAUGUGGGAGAUGACGUGGGAGAGCACGGUCAUGGGCGGCGGCGGCUGGGAGUCGGGUGACAUGGGCGACAAGCGCAUCCAGUUCAACAGCCGCAUGGCCGACUUUGAGACGGCGUUGCUAGAUCUUGAGCAGGGGGGUGGUAUUCCCGACCGCACCCAGUUUAAGCACGUCAUCUUUGGGCCCCGGGCCUGGUCCGGCAACAAGCCCGUCACCUUUGCCGCCAUCCGCGAUGCCGUCGAGGCGGGCAACUGGGAGCUCGCCAACAAGCUCGUCGAGAAGACGGCGCGGAUCAUUCAGAACGCGACGAAUAUGUUGCGGGAGUGGGAGAAGUCUGCGGAGAGCAGCUGA